Aspergillus viridinutans is the source of this 1242-nucleotide messenger RNA. RefSeq lists its product as uncharacterized. The coding region runs from base 1 to 1242 and encodes 413 amino acids. The record is from RefSeq and is a predicted model, not a curated record. Gene Ontology annotation, molecular function: O-methyltransferase activity. Lineage: Eukaryota; Fungi; Ascomycota; Eurotiomycetes; Eurotiales; Aspergillaceae. The transcript has 5 exons.
AUGACCAUCCCAGAAGAAAUCGAUGAAUAUGCCUCGAUCCAGAAAGCCCUGAAAGGCCUCAACGAAGCUGCACAACGAUGCCAGCAGACUAUGCUGAGCGGCCAUGACAGCAGCAUAGAAAGCUGCUGUGCCAGACAAAGCGCGCGCGAUGAGCUGGUUCUGGAGGCGCUCAAGUUCCUCCAGGUUGCGCAAGGUCCUAUCGAUGCCGCCGCUACUUGUUACGAAAGGACAGCUCAUCUCGCGAGCGUCCGCGCGUUGCUGGAGAUGGGGGUCUUCGAAGCGCUUCCGACGGGGCGAGUAUCUCGCAGCACGGAAGAGUUGGCGCAGGAACUGAAUGUCGAUGAAUCUCUCCUUGCCCGUUUGCUGAGAAAUUCCUCGCUGUACGGACCAUUUGAAGAGACUGGGCCGGGCCAGUACCGCCACACCCCGUUCUCCGAGGCGUAUCUGCGCCCCGAGAUCCGCGGCAUGUUUCGAUUUGCGAUGGACGACCAUAUGCCCGCGCAUCUCAAGCUGCAUGAAUUCCUCCAAUGCAAUGGCUGGCGGGAACCCUCGUCCACCACAGAUAAUCCGUACACGUAUGCCCACAAGACCAACGGAAAGAGCAUGUUCGACAACCUCUCCGAGAAGCCGGAGCGGAUGAAGGCAUUCAAUAACGGGAUGACGGUGCAGGCGAUGACGCCGCUGUGGAUGAUUGAUCUGUUCCCCUGGGGAAGUUUGGCCCAGUUCAAGCCCAGCGCGAGCCAGAUUCUCGCGGUUGAUAUCGGCGGCGGCAAGGGCAAGGCCAUCAGCCGGAUCCGGUCUUUGUGUAGUGGUUUGCCGGGCCGGUAUAUCCUGCAAGAUCAGGCGCAUGUUGUCAAGAGUGUCGAGGGUUCAUUGGAUCCCGCGAUCGAGACGAUGGCCUAUGAUUUCUUUACUGAGCAGCCUAUUCGAGGCGCUCUAACCUACCUCAUCCGCCGGUGUCUCCACAACUGGCCCCAGGACAGCGUGGUUCGUAUCCUGAAGAAUAUCGCUGCGGCCAUGGAGCCAGAGAAGUCACGGCUUCUAAUUGAGGAGAUCGUCGUACCGGCGGAGAAAGCCGGUGUCGAGGAAGGAUGGAUGGAUAUGAUCAUGAUGUCUCUGGGUGCCAAACAAAGGACAUUGAAGGAGUGGGAGACGGUGCUGGGUCUGGCUGGAUUGGAAGUCAAAAACGUGUAUCAGAUUUCGGGAAAUUGCCACGGACUCAUUGAGGCCUGGCUGAAGUGA